CUGGCCAGGGUGGCUCACCAGUAGUGCCGCAGCCGUCGCGGGGUGAGCUACUACGCUCCCUCACGCCCAAGAUUCUCCCACUCCCCACGCACUUUUCACCCCCACAGCAGCACUUGCCGCUCCUCUGGCCGCACACACACACCUAUAACACCAAAAGUGACAACUUACCCAUGUUAACAGUCUAUCAAGCUGUUUUGCGUGUUAAUAUAAGCAAGGAGGAGAAACAAAAUACGCCCACAGGAACUGGGUCUGUGUUUCGUGCCGACAUUUCACUGUUAAUGGUUUGUUUUGGGGAUGAAAUUGUCGAGAAAUAAGUAUGGCCGACCAUGAAGUGUUGGGAGGGGCGCGUCCGGCCACUGUUGCAGCAGGAAGCACCUUAACAAGUCUUGCAGGAAGGUUGCACAGAUAGUCCACGUGGGUGGCUGUUGUCACGGGAUAGUUACUGCUGAUAGUCAGUGGCAGUAGUGCUGAUAGUGGCAGUAGUGCUGAUAGUGGCAGUAGUGCUGAUAGUCAGUGGCAGUAGUGCUGAUAGUCAGUGGCAGUAGUGCUGAUAGUCAGUGGUGGUUGUAGCACUAAUUUUUCCGUGAACGAAAGGUCGUGAGGUCGUUCAACAACAGUGGUUGCAACAGUAGUGCUUAUAACUAGUGGUUGCAAUAGUAGUGGUUGCAACAGUAGUGGUUGCAACAGUAGUGGUUGCAACAGUAGUGGUUGCAACAAAGCAGUUGGAGGAAGGAGCGGCCGUACCUCAACUAUUAUGUGCCUAAUUUCCCAUGAAUGAGGAGGACGUAGGAGAUAACAGCAGCUGGAACAGCAGUUGCAGCAGCAGCAGCAGUAGUGGUACAGAGUCAUCAUCAUCAGCUCAAUCUAUGGAUCCUGCCUGGCCACUCUCGCCCCGGGCCAUGGCCGCCACCCUGGCUUUAUUAAUGGCCGUCCUCAUCUUUCAUCCUAGUCUGGUGAAUUUCCUAGUGAGCAGUGAAGAUACUUCCAUCAAUUUAAAGUAUGUUCAGAACUUCUAUCUUUGGACCAGACGUCAGAAAAGUGAACCUCAAGAGCUGAAAGUGGGUUCACAUGCACUACUGGCAGCUACCCACUUCUACCCACGCAAAACCUAUGUAAUCAUCCAUGGCUUCCUUGGUUCUGGUACUGAUGGCUGGAUCCUCUCAAUGAAGGAUGCUCUGCUGAGACGCGAGGACUGUAAUGUGAUUAGUGUCAACUGGUCAUCGGGGUCGAUGACUAUUGGAUACUAUGUGAUACAAGGGCGGGUGUCAGGAGUUGGCGAGGACAUAAGCAAGCUCCUUAUAUUUCUCCAGGAUGUAACAGGCUUGACUCCAGACCUUGUUCACCUCAUUGGACAUUCCCUUGGAGCUCAUGCAGCAGGAUUUACUGGAAAGAUGAUGAAUGGUACUCUGUCAAGAAUUACAGGUCUAGACCCGGCGGGACUCAAGUACCACCAGGCUGAGUCAACCGACCGACUAGAUAAAACAGAUGCUGCCUUUGUGGACGUCAUCCACACUCAUGGCUGUACUACCAUUCUUAGCCAGUGGACGGAUUGCUAUGGCAUUGAUGAGAAUUUGGGUGAUGCAGACUUUUGGCCCAAUGGUGGUGAACGCCAGCCUUCUUGUAUGCCUGGAGGAGAUGGUGCUACUGCUGUCAAGGAUGGCAGCAGUUGUGAUCAUGGAAUGGCAUAUGUCCUGUAUACAGAGUCUCUCUUAUACAGUGCAGCCACAACUCGUUUUCUUGCCCGGCCAUGUCUCUCGUGGAAACUGUACAAUACUGGCAUCUGCCCAUGUAGCCAUCCUGCACAGUAUAUGGGAUACAAUGUCAAUACAGAUGUUCAUGGAGUUUUUUACUUGAAUACGAGUAUUACGGCACCCUAUGCUCUCCUGGACCCAGAGUGUUCUGCUGGAGCCUUCUCUACUGUCCAAAUCAUUGGUUUGGUGCUAGUGUCAGUAUUAAUGACCCUCAUGAUAAUACUGGUAAUGUUGGCAUUAGUGCAACAAUACUUUGGUAUACCAGUUGUGACUAGGCUACGAGUGGCUCUAGGAAUGGAUGAAGGUAGCUGGCAAGGAUUUAGAGAGUCACCAUCCACACAGUUACUAGCGGCAGGAGACCAGGUUAUUACUUAAAGAAUCUUACAUCCUGAAGUAUGCACAUUUACCCUCUCUUUAUAAAGCUGUUAGCAUCUACUACAUACAGGUCUCCAUUACUUAAUGCAAUAGGUGCAUUCCUGGCCUAUAAGCAGCCUUGUAUAACAGGUAGAGCAUAGAGAUUUAUUUUGAUUUGGAGAUUCCAUGUUUUUUGUCUGUGAUUACCAAGCAAAUAUAAGCUUUCCACAUGUGCACCAAAUACUCAUACAAAAAAAAAAAAAGAACUUUAUUGAAACACCGCCUAAAAAAAUUACAAAGGUCAACCGUAAUCCCUGUAUAAUACAAAAUCUUAAAAUCUACAUUUCUUUAUUUUCACUAAAUUGUAAGCAUACUAGAU
Messenger RNA from Cherax quadricarinatus, 2484 nucleotides. RefSeq names its product pancreatic triacylglycerol lipase. Gene Ontology annotation, molecular function: lipase activity. The record is from RefSeq and is a predicted model, not a curated record. Lineage: Eukaryota; Metazoa; Arthropoda; Malacostraca; Decapoda; Parastacidae. Gene Ontology annotation, biological process: lipid catabolic process.